AGCCGCAGACUCCAAUGGCGUGUCUGUCGCGAUGGACUCCGGCCGAGCUUGGCUCGUGGUGGCGGCUUGCUGCUGCAUCAACACCUUCGCUUUGGCCGUGAUUCGGUCGGGUGCCAUCGUCUACGUCGGCGUGGCGAACACGUUUCGGGUGACGCGCGAGGACGCCGCCUGGCCGCUGUGCUUGGCCACCCUGUUCAACCUGGCCGCUGGUCCAGUUUCCGGCGUGCUGGCCAGGUACUUCAACAUAUGCAGGUUGAUGAGAUUUGGCUGUCUCCUGGCGUCGUUGUCGGUGUCAGUCAGCUAUUUCGCCACCGGCGUCCCGUACCUCAGCGUCAGCCUUGGCGUUUUGCACGGAUGCGGUCUAUCCCUCGUGGCUUUGAGCUACGCUGUCGUCAACCAGAAUGUGAGUCAGUACAGAGCUCUCGCUUCCGGAAUCUCCAACGGAGGCUUCGUGCUCGGCGGCAUCCUCUUCCCGCCCCUUGUGCAGUACCUGUUCGACGUCUACGGAACGAGAGGCGGACUCCUCGUUUUCGGCGCCGUCAUGCUCAAUUCGACCGCUGCUGCCCUCCUCACGAGCAGCCCGUGUAGCAACACUCCGAGAUCAAAGACCACUACAGACUGCACUAAACCCCGACUUCCAGAAGUCGGGGCAGCACUGCUUCGCAGCGUGAGUGGUGAGCAUCCAUCGCUACGCAUGAAUCCGUGCUGUGUCAGCAAGAUUGAUCAAACAUUACCGUUGAGAGACGCCCGAUGCGCAACGGCGCGAGCGAACAAAGAGACUUCAAACCUUUCGAGCGAGUCAAUCAGCAACAACAGACGCUGUUCUUUGAGACGAGAUGCAAUGGUCAUGUGCUUGUCCUUCGUGAAACUGCCGAAGUUCUACAUCGUAGCCUACACGAUCGGACAACUGUGGUUCCUGAGCACGACGUUGCUGACUGUUGUAGUGGACUACGCGGCUGAUCGGGGCAUGCCGAAAUGGGAGGCCGUAUCUCUCGUGACUCUCAUCACGGCACCCGACCUCGUUGCGAGGUUCACCUCGGGCCUCGCUACGGACAAAGGUGCGAUGCGAAAGAGCACCAUGAUGGCUGCGUGCUGCGUCGGUAGUGCGUGUUCGUACGCCAUUAUGCCCAGUUUCGACUCGUAUUCCGCCCUGGCGGCGAUUAUGGUAGUCGCCGGCUGGUGCAACGGAGCUGCUGUCGCUCACAUCUUCGUACUGGCAGCAGAGAUCGCCGAUCCAGAGACCUUCAGCAUGUGUCUGGGUAUCAUGAACUUCAUCGGUGCUUUCGCGCUCCUCGAGAGGCCGCUGGUGAUCGGCUACUGCCGAGACAACCUUGGAAGCUACGACGGUGUGUUUUACUUUAUGACUGCCGUAGCUCUCAGCUGCGCUGGUUUAUGGGCAGCAGUGCACUAUCAAGAAGAAUGGAGGAAGAGACAGCUAUCUUAGAGAAUAAAAUAUGUGGAUGCCUACUA
Rhipicephalus microplus (southern cattle tick) is the source of this 1470-nucleotide messenger RNA. RefSeq names its product monocarboxylate transporter 12. The record is from RefSeq and is a predicted model, not a curated record. NCBI's taxonomy places the organism in Eukaryota, Metazoa, Arthropoda, Arachnida, Ixodida, Ixodidae. Gene Ontology annotation, biological process: transmembrane transport. Gene Ontology annotation, molecular function: monocarboxylic acid transmembrane transporter activity.